GAUGGAUUGAAUUGUUGAAAUUUUAAGUCAUAUGUGGGUUGGCAUGAUUGCUUAGUUAAAUAUAAAAAUUUGGAAACAGACAUUUAAUAAUUAAUUGCAUUAUUGUAAAUAAAGUGUAAAAAAAUACGUAAAAAGACAUUCUCUAGUCGAUCUUCCAUAUGUGAAAAUAAAUGCUUAUAGUUUCUUCGCAUGAAAAUGUCGUCAAAUGAAGGCAGUGUCAGUGAUCUAGCCAAACUUUUGAACUUAGACAACCAGGAGAUACUCCAACACCUGAAAGACAGUUUCUAUAAAGGCCGAAUAUAUACGUACAUUGGAGAUGUUUUAAUUGUAGUCAAUCCUUAUGAAAAAAUCCAAAAUUUAUAUAAUGCUGAGCAACAUGUUUAUUAUCAACAAGCAGCCCGAGAUCCGCCACAUAUUUUCUGGACAGCAGAGCAAUCAUACAGACGUCUAAAGGUCGAACAGAGAAAUCAAUGCAUCGUUGUGACUGGUGACUCGGGAGCAGGAAAAACUGAAAGUACUAAACAUAUAUUGCAACAUCUUACCAAAAGAUCUCCAUGUGAAAUCACCAGAUUAGUCGAGAAGCUUAAUCAUGUCAAUCCUUUAAUAGAACUUUUUGGAAAUGCUAGAACACUACUAAACAACAAUUCUAGCCGGUUUGGGAAACUAAUAGAACUGUCAUAUAAUGAAGACGACAAAUUAAUUGGAGGUAAACUGAGAACAUUUGUGUUAGAGAAAUCCCGAGUAGUUCACCAUAAAGCUCAGGAGAAAAAUUUCCACAUAUUUCAUGCCUUGUUCAGUGGAAAUUAUGAACAUGACUUACAAGAAAAAUAUUCAUUGGAAAGACCAAAUGAAUACAGAAUUAUGCGUGAAGAUGAAGAGAUGCUACAUUUACACACUGGUAUAUUUGGGAGUCAAGAAGAAAAACAGAAAUAUGGAAAUAGUUACUCUCAAGGCUGUAAAAUCUUAAAAGAAAUCGAAUUUACGGAAACGGAAAUAUCUGAAAUCCUGAGUAUUCUAGCAGCUUGCUUACACCUUGGUAAUAUUGAGUUUGAUGAUGUUGGGGAUGAAACGGAUGGUGUUGCAAUUCGGGAUGAUGACUCCUUGCGAUACGCAAUCAAGUUACUAGGAAUAGAAGAUGACAACUGCGAUGAUAUCAAUGAAGUUUUUAUAAGUCGACCUAUAUGUGUUCAAGGUCAGACUACUCGGAAACCGUUGAACCAGAUUCAAGCUGCUGAUGUGAGAGAUUCUAUUGUAAAAGCAUUGUAUUCAGGAGUUUUUAAAGCUAUUAUUGAUCAAAUAAACAAGAGUAUCGAAGGCAGUACGUCUUCAACUAAGACAAGUCAAAAAGUCAUUGGAAUCCUCGAUAUCAGCGGAUUUGAGAGUGUUUCAGAAAACAGCUUGGAACAGUUGUUAAUUAAUAUCACCAAUGAAAGAAUACAUCAAUAUCACCAACAACAGAUAUUUGAAAUAGAAAACAAAGAGUAUAACAACGAAGGGAUACAGCUGCCAGCGAACACUUUCAAUGAUAACACAUCAGUUCUUGAACUUAUAUUUGGUAAACCAGGAGUACUGUCUCUUUUGGAUGACCAAAUUAAAGUUUCCAAUUCUGAUGGGUCUUCGCUCGUGGCACAAUAUGAUACACAAUUUAGAGACAAAUAUGCUGUUUACCAGUCGACUGGACAUAAUAUGUCAUUCUACAUUGUUCAUUAUGCUGGACAGGUGAAAUAUAGCACUAGAGAAUUUCUAGAGAAGAAUAGAGGAACUGUUCCAGAAAGGAUAAAGGAAAUUUUUACAGAAAGUAGUGAUUACUAUAUUGUCAGUGAAUAUUUUGACGCACAAGACUCGUUUUUGACUCACCGGGGUUCCUCCAGAGAAAUUAUGUCAAAGAGACAGGCCAGAGAAAUUGGCGAAAGAUACAAUAAAACUGUGAAAAAAUCUGACGAUAGACAGCAGUCAAGAUCAACAAACAGUGCAGCCUCCCAAUACAGGACAUCAUUGGCUUGCCUCGUUGACAUCUUAGCCGAUUCUAGGCCACUUUUUGUCAGAUGUAUCAAAUCAAAUGACAAUCAACAGCCUAAUUAUUUCGAUGAAAAGGUUGUAUUAAAUCAGCUGCAAAGUGCCGGUAUAGACGAUGUUACCAGAAUAAGAAGAGAUGGAUUUCAAAGUAGGAUGCAGUUUGACAAAUUCCUGAAAAUGUGUCAAGUUUUUCGAGAUUGUGCCAUAAUACCAGAAGGUACAAACAAGAAACAAACAAUAGAAAAUAUAUUACAGGCUUGUAAACUGGACAAAGACUCUUAUAAAAUAGGUCGAACAAAGGUGUUUAUGAAAGGACACGUCGUAGAAAAACUUAUCAAGGAAAAGACGGAACUGAUACAGAAAAGAGAGGAGCAAACAAUAAAACAAGAAAGAGAAAAAAGAGAAAGGGAACAAACAAGACAAAGGGAAAUAGAGCAAACACAUAAAGAUCCGAUUGGCACACCAAAUUCACGAAACAACACGACACUUUACACAAGAACUGAUGAUAUUCCAAUGCAGCACAUUCCUAGUACAACGAUUCAAGAUGAUACACCAGAAACACAGUCUGUGAAUAGUUUUCCUCCAACAUAUAUUGAUGUAGAAAAUCAAAACAAAAGAAACGAAAAUAAGAGAUGGGCAUGGGAUGCAUUUAGAAAUACUGAAAGAGAUUUCGAAGGCUGUGUAGAAGUGGAAGAAUGUUUCUUAAAGUUCUGUCGCUUUUUGAUGUGUUUUGGAUUGUUAGUUGGAAUUGCAGCAAAAGGUGUUGCUACCAUUAUAAUCCCGCUGCUCCUGGCGUCACAGUUGAAAUCAGAAAAGGAGGAUGGCCAAAAGUCUAACGCUUUGACAGAACUGAUUCUUUGUUACUCAACUCCAAUUGCCUUAACCUUUAUACAGUCUAUGUUUAAAGUGUGUUUUGGGAGAGCAAAAAACAUUGGAUGGAAGUUCUUUUUACCAGUAUUAAUAUUAGAAAGUGCAGAGGCGUGUGGAACAGCCUACCUGUUGUUCAAAGUUUUUCGUAUCCAUUCUAUGACAUCAGGAAUUACUCUUGUCAUGUCAUCAUUUACGCUUCCGUCAAUUCUGAACAUUUUGAAACAAAUUGCAUUAGCAAGGAAUAGACAGAAAUUCGUAAUACGGCUGUCAAGUGUAAGCAUAGCUGUAUUAGCAAUGUUAAUUCAAUGUGGAGUCGUAGUUUGUGCGAUCGUUAGACCGAACAGAGUGUUUAGCGACACAAUUUCAAAUCAGAUCCAUUAUACUACACAAGAGAAAAUCUGUCUCGUAUCAAGUUUAGUCGGAAUUUCAAUGGGAUACUGCCAAAAUUUUCUGUCUUGUAACUUGAAAAUUGGAUCCUUCAACUUAAAAAUAAAAGACUGGAGAAUAGCAGUGGACAAAGCAAGACCAAAAAUAAAUUUGAAAAUGUGCAUUAUAAAAGUGGGUAUAUUUUUAUUGAUGGCUAAAUUGUUGGUGCCAGAUAUAGAGUGGACAUUUACAGAAGAUAUCGCAAAUUUAAAAGACACUUCUCUUGACAAGAUUAAUGAAAAUUUAAAUGACACUUUUCUUGACAAGAUAAAUGAAAAUUUAAAUAAUACUUUUCUUGACGAGAUUAAUGAAAAUUUAAAUGACACUGUUCUUGACAAGAUAAAUGAAAAUGUAAAAGACACUUUUCAUGGCACGAUAAAUGAAAAUUUAAAUGACACUUUUCUUGACAAGAUUUUAAACAUCUUUAAACACCAUAAGUUAAUGUUCAUAUAUAUUUACUGUGCCAUUUUCGCUUCCUAUGAAGGUGUACUUGCUUGCAAAUUACACAUGCAGCGGAUAUCAUUCUUUAUUCCAUUGGCGUUAGUGCCACUUGUGUGUUUUGGUGGAGUUAUAGGAUUCUGCUAUAAUUGGCCAGAGGACAAUAAUAUGUUUGGGUAUGCUGUUUCCUGUCCAAGUGUUGACAUUGAAAGUCUAUCUAUGUGGAUCGGAUCUAGUAUUGGAUUGUGGGUAUCUGUUCUAUUAUUGACAUGGCAUGUUCUAUUUCCACAGUGCCACAGAAUGGAACGAGAACAAAGGUUAUUCGUAUUACCAAUUAGAGAUAAUUUCUUCUCAUCUCUUGGAUUGCUGAUGAAAAGGAAAGAUGAUACUGUUGAACAGCAACUUCUCAAACAUGCAAAAUUCAAACCUGUCUUUAACAAAGGAAAUGCAUACGAAAAUGAAUUGUUUGUAAAUGGAAAAAGUAAGGAAAGUGAAGAGCGAAGGAAGAAAAAAAAGAAAGCCAGACCGUAUAUUUAUAUAUGUGGAACAAUGUGGCAUGAAACAAGACAGGAAAUGUUGCAACUCCUCAAAUCAUUAUUUAGGUUGGAUUUUCACCGGAGUAAAUAUAAGCUAGCAGAGCAAACGUUUAAAGUAGAUGUUGAUUACUUUGAACACGAAAUUCAUUUGAUUUUUGAUGACGCAUUUGAAACUGAUAAAAAAUCAAGACAAAGAUUACCAAAUGAAUGGGUAAAACAGCUGGUAGAAUGCAUGGAAGAGGCAUCAACAUCAGUCGCAAGGGGCCGUCUGCAAUGGGAUAAUAAGCCAAUAAAAACAACUACACCAUAUGGGGGACGAUUGAAUUGGACCAUGCCAGGGGGAACAGAAAUGACAAUUCAUUUGAAAGAUAAAGACAAAAUAAGACACAGAAAACGAUGGUCACAGAUCAUGUACAUGUACUACUUAUUGGGAUAUAAGAUGAUCGGCGCUAUUUUGGAAGAUGAAUUACUGGAGAAGGAUACAAAUAAAAGAUAUCACUACCGACGAAUAACAUCGUUACUGAAUCAAUUGCCCAAAGACAAAGUUAAAAGGGCUCAUAACAGUUUCAUUCUUGCUUUGGACGGAGAUGUAGAUUUCAAACCUGAGGCAGUACAAAAACUGAUAGACAAAAUGACCAAGAAUGAAAAAGUUGGCGCUGUAUGUGGUCGAAUACAUCCUAUUGGAUCAGGGCCUGUAGUAUGGUAUCAACAAUUUGAAUAUGCUGUCGGACAUUGGCUACAAAAGGCUACAGAACAUGUGUUUGGAUGUGUGCUGUGUUGUCCAGGAGCUUUUAGUUUAUUUCGGGCUUCUGCUGUAAUGGACGAUAAUGUGAUGAGAAUGUAUACAAGUCCUCCUACGGAGGCACGCCAUUUCAUCCAGUUUGAACAAGGUGAAGACAGAUGGUUAUGUACAUUGAUGCUACAACAGGGUUGGAAAAUAGAUUACGCUGCUAGUGCUGACGCCUUCACAUUUGCGCCACAAACCUUUCAAGAAUUUUUCGUGCAGAGGCGACGAUGGGCACCGUCAACUCUUGCAAAUAUUAUUGACUUGCUAUCAUCUUGGAGGGUAACAACGAAAGUGAAUGAUAAUAUCAGCACGUUGUUCGUUUUAUACCAAUUCGUAAUUCUUUCUUCAAGUUUACUUGGUAUCGGAACGGUUACGUUAAUGAUUACCGGAUCUUUCAAUGCUGUACUGAAAAUAAAUAUGUUCCAUUCAUACGUCGUCGCUGUAACACCAGUGGUUUUGUAUACCAUCAUAUGCAUGAAAUGUAGCAAUGACAAACAAAUUGCAGCAGCAGCGCUACUUUCAACAGUUUACACCUUAGUAAUGGUUAUCGUCACGGUAGGAUUAUUCGUAAAUCUCGCAACAGAAAAGUCGUACAGUCCAAAUGUAAUAUUUUUCGUAGAAAUACUAUCUAUUUUCAUAAUCGCAGGAUUUGCUCAUCCAAAGGAGUUAAUGUGUCUGGUUCAUGGUUUGCUGUAUUACCUUAUGGUUCCAUCCACUUUUAUUUUCCUAACCGUGUAUUACAUGUGUAAUAUUCAUGUUGUGACGUGGGGUACCCGUGAAAAGAAAACGGAAGACGAUGUUAUUGAGGAAACGGAGCCUGGAAACUCUACCAAAUCAUCACAGCCUCCAGUACUAAUUAGAUGUUUGCAGAAACUAGGCGUUUUGUCUUUAGUGAAAGAAGCAACAAGGCUUAUGAGGCAAAUAUUGGGAGCAAGAGUAGAGGAGCAAACCCAUGAUAAUGAAAUAGAAUCGGGUCCAUUACCGCCUGUGGGAGCGACACCUGUACCCCGUGCUGCAACAAGACGUCCAAAAGUAAGACAAGAGCCUGAUGCUUGGCAGUCGAUGGAAUACUUGGGACUAAAAGAAAAAGUAAAUAUUAAGGACAACGAAACUGAAUUUUGGCGUGAUAUCCUUGACAAGUAUCUAAAACCAAUUGUAGAAGACAAACAGAAAAAAGAGGAAAUUCAAAAAGAACUUAAAACUCUCAGAAACAAUGUCGCAUUUGGAUUCUUAUUGAUGAAUUUUCUGUUUGCAACGGCAGUAUUCCAACUUCAGAACAACGAGGAUCAGUUAAAGAAUUUCUACAUUUUAAACGAAUACGAACCUUUGUCGGUUACCUUCUUGGUAGUGUUUGCAUUAGUUAUAUUGUUGCAGUUUAUUGGAAUGCUUGUCCACAGGUGGGGCACUUUUUUACAUCUAAUAUCAAGUGUACGACUGUGGUCUUUUUCAAAAGCAACAGAAGAAGCGUGGGCUAAACAAGCCCUUAAGGAAACAGAAGCUUUGCAAUGUGCAGAUCGAGAAGUUGACUACGAGGAAACCGCUAGUAUAUCGGCUAUAUCCUAUGAUUCAAGGGUAAAUGGUAUUGACCGACCCAGUUCACCAGAAGAACAUAUGCCUGAUUAUCCAAGUGAUGAGGAACCGGAUCAGGAUUAUGCACAUUAUGACGAGCAGACAAGUAACGAAUACGAAAGAAUCUUUCGUCGAAGAUUUGAGACAAUAAGAAAAAACUUAGGUCCGUCUAGAAGAUUUAGCACUAGAAGUAUACAAACACACAACACAAAUAUAAACAGAACAAAUCUUUACCAAAGAACAUUUGGUCGGCAUGCAGGAGCUAGAAUAAAUCGUGCAUAUAACGUUUAAUAAGAAACGUAAAUUACAUGCUGUGAAUGAUUAAAACUUAUUUUUCCUGACAUCAAAAUAGUUAGAAUAGUUAAAAAGAAAUAAGAACAUAUUUUAAAUAUUCAUGUUAGUUCUAUAAGACCUCAGUGAGGUUCUAGGAAAGGCGUUUUUUUGCAAAUAAAAGAAAAGCAAUUAGAAAAAUUAAAAUAAGAGGAUUUAUUUCCUUAAUUCUUAACUUUGAAGAAACAAAAUUUGUCAGAAUUUUUUUCUCGUUAAUGUAGAACUCAAAUAUAUAUUUCUAUAAUGAAAAAUUCCAGAUCCAGAUUUUAAAUCUUAUAAUAAAUAGCACACUGAACAAACGAAAAAUAAAGAAAAUUAUAAAAUUGUUCUCUUUUAUCUGCUGUUUCAUAUGAUUUCAAAGGAAUCAUACAUAAAAAAAAAUUAUACAGGAUUAAUUUUAAAUAAUUUGAAAAAAUCUUAGGGAUGAAGUAAAUUACUUACUAUUAACAAUUAUGCUGUCAAUAAUGAACGAUUGAAUAAGCAUUGAGUACUUUCAUUUCACAAUCCAACACGUAAGUAACUUUUUAGUGUUUUUGAUAUACAUGUAUCAGCAAUUUUCAUGCUAUCAAAUUCAAGUUCAAUUACAAUAUCGUUUAUAUGGUAACAUAACUAUAAUUUAUUAUGCUAUUGUGUUUACAUCAUCUGAUUCUUCUUUGUUCUUGUUAUUAUUAAACUAAAUAGUUGUCUAU
Mytilus californianus (California mussel) is the source of this 7661-nucleotide messenger RNA. RefSeq names its product chitin synthase chs-2-like. The coding region runs from base 190 to 6933 and encodes 2247 amino acids. Lineage: Eukaryota; Metazoa; Mollusca; Bivalvia; Mytilida; Mytilidae. The record is from RefSeq and is a predicted model, not a curated record. The transcript has 31 exons. Gene Ontology annotation, cellular component: cell septum; myosin complex; cell periphery. Gene Ontology annotation, molecular function: ATP binding; chitin synthase activity; cytoskeletal motor activity.